This is a messenger RNA of Talaromyces proteolyticus, 1575 nucleotides long. Its product is annotated as putative methylmalonate-semialdehyde dehydrogenase. Gene Ontology annotation, biological process: thymine catabolic process; L-valine catabolic process. The coding region runs from base 1 to 1575 and encodes 524 amino acids. Lineage: Eukaryota; Fungi; Ascomycota; Eurotiomycetes; Eurotiales; Trichocomaceae. The record is from RefSeq and is a predicted model, not a curated record. The transcript is spliced from 2 exons. Gene Ontology annotation, cellular component: mitochondrion. Gene Ontology annotation, molecular function: methylmalonate-semialdehyde dehydrogenase (acylating, NAD+) activity; malonate-semialdehyde dehydrogenase (acetylating, [NAD(P)+]) activity.
AUGGCGUCCCCAGCUGCAACAACAUCUGCAGCAUCAACUGCCACCCGCUUUCCCAUUAGCCAUGAUCCAAUCUCGGAUAUUGUGAAAACCAAAAACUUCAUCGAUAAUGAGUUUACAGAUUCAAACGCAGUUGAGUGGUUUGAAGUACAUGAUCCCGCCACGAAUAAUCUUGUGACCCGAGUACCUCAGACUACUGACAAGGAGUUACACGCCGCAGUGUUAUCUGCUGAAAAGGCGUUCCCGGCAUGGCGGGCUACCAGCAUCAUCACUAGACAGCAGAUUCUAUUCAGAUUUGUCUACUUGAUCCGAACUCACUGGGAUCGCUUGGCUGCUUCAAUUACUCUAGAGCAAGGCAAAACCUUUAAAGACGCAAAAGGAGAUGUUCUCCGUGGCCUUCAAGUUGCCGAAACGGCGUGUGGAAUUACGACACAGCUGACUGGAGAGCUUCUUGAGGUCGCAAAGGAUAUGGAAACUAGAACAUAUCGAGAACCAUUAGGUGUAGUUGCCGCCAUCUGCCCAUUCAACUUCCCAGCCAUGAUCCCACUAUGGUCCAUUCCAAUUGCAACCGUGACUGGCAACUGCCUUGUCUUGAAACCAUCUGAGCGGGAUCCAGGUGCCGCAUUAAUCUUAGCAGAGCUUGCUCGUGAAGCAGGAUUCCCGAAGGGAGUGUUGAACAUUAUCCAUGGCGGCAAAAAAACAGUCAACUUUCUACUCGAGCAGCAAUCUAUUCGAGCAAUCAGUUUCGUUGGGAGUAACAGCGCUGGGGAGUAUAUCUACUCUCGUGGAUCGGCCAAUGGAAAGCGUGUACAGGCUAACCUUGGGGCGAAAAAUCAUGCCGUCAUUCUUCCAGAUGCUGACAAGCAACAUACUUUGAAUGCUGUCGUGGGAGCGGCAUUUGGCGCAGCAGGCCAACGCUGUAUGGCCCUUAGUGUUCUUAUUAUGGUUGGUGAGACUAAGGAAUGGCUUCCAAAUCUUGUUGAAAGUGCCAAAGGCCUUGUUGUUACUGGUGGAUUUGAGAAAGUCUGCGAUGUCGGUCCUGUGGUAAAUGUUGCUAGCAAGGAGAGGAUUGAAGACAUCAUCAAAAGCGCCCAGGAAGAAAACGCUUCAAUUCUUCUGGAUGGAAGGAAUUACAAAGUCUCAAAAUAUCCAAAUGGCAACUUUGUCGGACCAACGGUCAUCACCAAUGUUACUACUGACAUGAGAUGCUAUAAGGAAGAAAUAUUUGGGCCCGUGCUUGUCUGCCUUGCUGUUUCAUCACUCGAGGAAGCUAUACAGCUUGUAAACAGAAAUGAAUAUGGAAAUGGCGUUGCCGUUUUCACUCAAUCUGGCCCAGCAGCUUCCUACUUUCAGAAAAAUAUUGAGGCAGGGCAAGUCGGUAUCAAUGUGCCCAUCCCAGUACCACUACCUAUGUUCUCUUUCUCAGGAAAUAAGAAGAGUAUUGCUGGUGGAGGAGCAAAUACAUUUUACGGAAAGCCUGGUCUGAACUUCUACACCCAAACAAAGACAGUGACAAGUUUAUGGCGGAGCGAGAACACCGACACCGGUAAACAAGUCGUAAUGCCGUCUCAUCUUUAA